This is a messenger RNA of Megalops cyprinoides (Indo-Pacific tarpon), 1891 nucleotides long. Its product is annotated as ATP synthase subunit alpha, mitochondrial. The record is from RefSeq and is a predicted model, not a curated record. Bases 86 to 1744 code for a protein of 552 amino acids. Gene Ontology annotation, molecular function: ATP binding; ADP binding; proton-transporting ATP synthase activity, rotational mechanism. The transcript is spliced from 11 exons. Lineage: Eukaryota; Metazoa; Chordata; Actinopteri; Elopiformes; Megalopidae. Gene Ontology annotation, biological process: proton transmembrane transport; proton motive force-driven ATP synthesis.
GUGCCCUCCACCACCAUCUUUCUCACUUUUCUCCCCGUUAGCAGUCAGGCGGUGGAGACGGCCAGUCUGCUAUAUUUCUCCAAAGAUGUUGUCCGUUCGUGUUGCAGCGGCCCUCGCUCGUACUCUGCCCAGGCGGGCUGGAUUUGUUUCCAAAAAUGUUGCAGCUGCCUGUGUAGGUGUCAAGAACCUGCACACCACCAGACCAUGGCUGCAGAAGACAGGCACUGCUGAGGUGUCCUCCAUCCUUGAGGAGAAGAUCAUGGGGGCAGAUACCACGGCUGACCUUGAGGAGACUGGCCGUGUGCUGUCUAUUGGGGAUGGUAUUGCAAGAGUAUACGGGCUGAGGAAUGUGCAGGCUGAAGAGAUGGUUGAGUUCUCCUCUGGCCUGAAGGGUAUGUCUCUGAACUUGGAGCCUGACAAUGUUGGUGUCGUGGUGUUCGGUAACGACAAGCUAAUCAAAGAGGGUGACAUUGUCAAGAGAACCGGUGCCAUUGUGGACGUCCCAGUCGGUGAUGAGCUGUUGGGCCGUGUUGUGGAUGCUUUGGGCAAUGCCAUCGAUGGAAAGGGUCCCUUGGGAUCCAAGGCCCGCAGGAGGGUUGGCCUGAAGGCCCCUGGCAUCAUCCCAAGGAUCUCUGUGCGUGAGCCCAUGCAGACUGGCAUCAAGGCUGUUGACAGUUUGGUGCCCAUUGGCCGUGGCCAGAGAGAGCUGAUCAUUGGUGACAGGCAGACAGGCAAAACUGCCAUUGCCAUUGACACCAUCAUCAACCAGAAGCGAUUCAAUGACGGAACUGAUGAGAAGAAGAAGCUGUACUGCAUCUAUGUCGCCAUCGGUCAGAAGAGGUCCACCGUGGCCCAGCUGGUCAAGAGGCUGACCGAUGCCGAUGCCAUGAAGUACACUAUCGUGGUGUCCGCCACCGCCUCCGACGCCGCCCCCCUGCAGUACCUGGCCCCCUACUCCGGCUGCUCCAUGGGAGAGUACUUCAGGGACAAUGGCAAGCAUGCCUUGAUCAUCUAUGAUGACUUGUCCAAGCAGGCUGUGGCCUACCGUCAGAUGUCCCUGCUGCUGCGUCGUCCUCCUGGUCGUGAGGCCUACCCUGGUGAUGUGUUCUACCUGCACUCCCGUCUGCUGGAGAGAGCGGCCAAAAUGAACGACAACUUCGGUGGAGGCUCUCUGACCGCCCUGCCUGUCAUUGAGACCCAGGCUGGUGACGUGUCGGCCUACAUUCCCACCAAUGUCAUCUCCAUCACAGAUGGCCAGAUCUUCCUGGAGACUGAAUUGUUCUACAAGGGCAUUCGUCCUGCCAUCAACGUGGGCUUGUCUGUGUCCCGUGUGGGAUCUGCUGCCCAGACCAGGGCCAUGAAACAAGUGGCUGGUACCAUGAAGCUGGAGCUGGCUCAGUACCGUGAGGUGGCUGCCUUUGCCCAGUUUGGCUCUGACUUGGAUGCUGCCACCCAGCAGCUGCUGAACCGUGGCGUGCGUCUGACCGAGCUGCUGAAGCAGGGACAGUACUCUCCCAUGGCCAUCGAGGAACAGGUAACAGUUAUUUAUGCCGGUGUCCGAGGUCACCUAGACAAAUUGGAGCCCAGCAAGAUCACCAAAUUCGAGAAGGCUUUCCUGCAGCACAUCCUCAGCCAGCACCAGGACCUGCUGGCCACAAUCAGAGCUGAUGGCAAGAUCUCCGAGGCAGCAGAUGCCAAACUGAAGGAGAUCGUGCUGAACUUCCUGUCCAGUUUCGAUGCUUAGUGCACACUUUUGAAUAGCUGUUCUCACAAUGUUGACAUUGUAUUUGUUCAAAUUCAGAACCUCAAAUUAUGAAUGUCCCAACAAUUACAGUUACCACUCGCCACUUACAGAUUUCUCUUACCAAAAUAAAAUGUUCCAACUCCUGAA